Diospyros lotus (date-plum) is the source of this 1983-nucleotide messenger RNA. RefSeq names its product SWR1 complex subunit 2. The record is from RefSeq and is a predicted model, not a curated record. Gene Ontology annotation, biological process: regulation of DNA-templated transcription; chromatin remodeling. Gene Ontology annotation, cellular component: nucleus. Bases 436 to 1461 code for a protein of 341 amino acids. Gene Ontology annotation, molecular function: ATP-dependent H2AZ histone chaperone activity. The transcript is spliced from 12 exons. Lineage: Eukaryota; Viridiplantae; Streptophyta; Magnoliopsida; Ericales; Ebenaceae.
GCUAAAAAACACAAAUGCAAUCCCCACCUCCCUUCUCCGCUCAGCCCGACGCCGCCAUCUCCGGGACCGCCGACGAUUUUCCUCCUAUUCGUUCACGGCUCGGCCCGACAGCUCCAUCUCCGGGGCUGCCAACGAUUUUCCUCCUCUCCUCUCGCUCAGCCCGACGCCACCAUCUCCGGCACCGCCGACCAUCUUCCUCUCCGUUCUUCGCUCAGCCCAACGCUACCAUCUCCGGGACCGCGAGCCGGGCUGCCACUGCACCGCUUUGCCAUCUCCAUUCUCCUUGGAUCUGAACCCUCCGUCAUUUGCCCGAAAGUUGGAGGCUUGCAACCAUGGAAGCUGGCAAAGAAGAUGACCCUGUUUUUCUCGACCGUGCUUCUCGAGGAACAAGAGGCAAAAGGAUGACCAAGUUGCUUGGUGAGGAGAUUGAAGAGGAUGAAGUUUUCUGGAGUCAGGAAGCUCUUAAGGAGGAAGAAAAUGAUGAAAAUUAUGAAGAAGAAGCAGAGGUUGCCGAUGUUUUUGACAGUGACUUUGAUGAGGAUGUCAGUAUUUUUAGAUUUGUUGCAAUUUUGCAUUUCCCACAGGCUUGCUGAACCUGAAGCAGAUGAAGAAGUAGAAAACGAGCCAGAUGAUAGGAAGCGGGCAAAGAAGAAACUAAUAUUUCCUGGAAAGGUGUCGGCAAAGAAGAAAAAGAAAAAAAAGGUCCUCUCAAAACUAGGAAAGGUUCCCCAGGAUGAAGAAACUGCUGAGCAGUCUAGUGCCCCUGAACAACAUGAUGUGCCUGAGGAUGUGGAUGCAGAAUCAGAGAGAAUCGUUAGGAAAUCGACAAGAACUUCAGUCAUUGUUAGGCAAGCUGAAAGAGAUGCAAUACGGGCAGCUAUGCAAGCAACAAUGAAGCCUAUAAAAAGGAAAAAGGAAGGUGAAGAGAAGAAGAUGACCCAAGAAGAGAUGCUUUUGGAAGCAGCUCAAACAGAAAUCAUGAACUUGAGAAACUUAGAGCGUGUAUUAGCAAGGGAGGAAGAAGUGAAGAAAAGAGCAAUUGUGCACAAAGAAGUUUACAGUGGCCCUCAGAUGCGAUAUAUAUCUAGAGAUGGUAAAUCCUAUCUAGAAUUCGGUAAAGGAUCGUCAUUUCAGGCAGAUAUUUCCACAGCAUCCAUGCCAUAUCCAGAGAGGGCCAUGUGUGCAGUUACUGGGUUGCCUGCAAAGUACCGUGAUCCAAUGACUGGGCUACCUUAUGCGACAAAAGAAGCUUUUAGGAUCAUCCGUGAACGGCUUUCGGAAGAAAGCAGUAACUCUGCUAAGAAAAAGAGCAUGGGGAUUUUAUAUGACGUAAUUUCUGGGCAAGGUUUUCCUGAAAGGCGGAAGAGAUCAGUAACUCCAAACCCAAAGGAUGCGUCAGAUUUUCGGUUCUCAUCACGUUUCCUUACCAUUCCCGCCCUGGAAAGCGAAGCAUCAGAGUAGCUGCCUUUUCGACGAGAUUUCAGCACACACUAUGCAUGCUUGAUAGGAAGUUGAAAGCUCUCCUCAUUUGGAUCCAUGAGGCCUAAAGCAUGAACCAAAUAUGACGGAUGGUGAAAUUUAGGAAGCAACAGCUUGCAUUUGCGCCUAAUGCAUGCUUGGGCAAAUGCCAAAAGAAGACACAUUAUCAUGUAUGUAUUCUAGACUUCUAGUGUCAUAGGCCUAGCGUGUUUGUUGAAGGCACUGAGAAGUUAUCUAGGGUCUCACAAGCUGGGGAAGCCCUUUUAUCCAUUGUUACUUGCAUUAUUGCAUUGUAGUUCUCUUGUCCUCAAAAGGAAAAAUGAGCAAAAAAAGGUGAAGAAAUAGGGAGCCAAGUAGGUUUCUGCAAUGGAAUUGUACUUGAAUCAUGCCCUCUAAUUGUUUAACGAUAUAGUGCAUCAUCGGUCCAUUUAAGAUGGGCUUAUUUUUGCUCCGCCGAAGUUUCCAAAUGAUAUAUCAUAUGCUGUUGUAUGUCAUUAGUCGUGA